UAUCCUUGGGGAGUUUUCUCGAGUGGCAAUAUUCCUGGAAAGUUGCAACCUUUCAAGCGGCCAUGGAAGAAAACGAAAGAGCAGUCAUCGAAGAAGAAGAAGAAGAAGAAGAAGAAAUAUGGAGCUGGGGGGCAGGAACUGAAGCCCAGUUGGGCACUAGAAAGCUUCAAGACGAACACUUCCCCGUCGCCGUUAAUUCUCUCGCCGGCGGCGGCCGCAUCGCUCUCCUCUCCUGCGGCGGCGCCCACGUCAUCGCCCUCACCUCUGGUGGAAGAGUAGUGACAUGGGGAAGAGGAACUUGUGGUCAGCUGGGGCAUGGAGACAUGGUCAACAGCUUACAGCCUAAGCCCAUCAGGUCAUUGGAGAGCCUCCUCGUCACUCAUGUUUCUGCCGGCUGGAAUCAUUCCGGCUUUGUUACGGAUUCCGGAUGCCUUUUUACUUGUGGAGAUGGGUCAUUUGGUCAACUUGGGCAUGGUAAUCAGAACUCGCAUAGCUCCCCUGUCAUGGUUUCUUAUUUUGCUUCAAAGCAUGUUGAGCAGAUAGCAUGCGGUAUGCGCCAUUCAUUGGUCUUGUUGAAAGGCCAUUCUGGAAAGAGAGUUUAUGGAUUUGGAUCUGGUAAGCGUGGUCAACUAGGAACAUCUGAAGAUAAAAUUGGAUCAGUAUCUCUUCCUCAAACUACUGUUGGAUUGGAAGACAUCCAGAUUGUUAGUAUUCAUGCAAAUGGAGAUCAUAGUGCUGCACUGUCGGGCGAUGGGCGCCUGUACACCUGGGGGAGAAGGUUCGGUACUAGUUCUAAUUCUUACAGUCCCCAGCGUCUAAGAUCAUCUUCAUCUUUCAUCCAGGCAGCGCUUGGAUGGAACCAUGCUUUGCUAUUAACAGGUGAUGCAGAAGUCUAUAUGCUCGGGGGCAAGCACCACGGAUCGCUCAGUGAAUCACAAAAGAAUGAGACAGUUAAACAUUUGUCAGCAGAAGAUUCCAAAGAGCCCAUUCUCAGUAAAAUUUCGAGUCUCGACGGUUUGAAAGUUGUGCAAAUUGCAGCAGGAUCUGAGCACUCAGCUCUGGUGUCUGACAGCGGUUUGGUAAUGACAUGGGGCUGGGGUGAACAUGGUCAGCUUGGCUUGGGGAGUGCAGAUGAUCAAACUAGUCCUAAGGUUGUUGAACUAGCACACAAACUUCCUGGCACCAGAGUCUACUGUGGAAGCGGUUUCACUUUUGCCGCAAGGACGCUUCAUCCUACUACUCAAAAACAUUCCAAAUGACAUACAAAAGA
Messenger RNA from Diospyros lotus (date-plum), 1270 nucleotides. Its product is annotated as ultraviolet-B receptor UVR8. Gene Ontology annotation, cellular component: cytoplasm. The coding region runs from base 63 to 1259 and encodes 398 amino acids. Gene Ontology annotation, molecular function: guanyl-nucleotide exchange factor activity. The record is from RefSeq and is a predicted model, not a curated record. The transcript is spliced from 8 exons. NCBI's taxonomy places the organism in Eukaryota, Viridiplantae, Streptophyta, Magnoliopsida, Ericales, Ebenaceae.